UCAGAUGAACUAAAAGCAGCAGCAUUGGUGGAAGAAGAUGUGGAACCUGAUGAAAAUGCAGUUGAUGGGGAGCCUUCAGCAAAGUAUGCAUGUCCAGAAAAAGACUUCAGUAAGAACUGCCAAAGCUACCAAAACUCUCCAGCAGCUGAGUUCUCUAGCCAUGAAAUGGACAGUGAGUCCCACAUCAGUGAGACAAGUGACCGCAUGGCAGACUUUGAGAGCAGCUCCAUUAAAAAUGAGGAAGAGAGCAAGGAGGUUUCCAUACCACUGGAAGACUCUACGGUGUCUGAUAGUUUAGAACAAAUGAAGGCCGUGUAUAAUAACUUCCUCUCCAACUCCUACUGGUCCAAUCUCAAUUUGAACCUUCACCAGCCAAUUUCAGAAAAAAAUAACGGUAGCAGCAGCAGUAGCAGCAGCAGCAGCAGCAGUUGUGGAAGUGGCAGCUUUGACUGGCACCAGACUGCGAUGGCCAAAACACUGCAGCAAGUCUCUCAGAGCAGAAUUCUGCCUGAACCAAGCCUUUUUAGCACAGUCCAGCUAUACAGACAGAGCAGUAAGCUCUAUGGCUCUAUAUUCACUGGAGCCAGUAAAUUCCGCUGUAAAGACUGCAGUGCUGCCUACGAUACUUUAGUAGAAUUAACAGUGCACAUGAAUGAAACAGGACAUUAUCGAGAUGACAACCAUGAAACAGAUAACAAUAACCCCAAAAGAUGGUCCAAACCUCGCAAACGUUCUUUGCUUGAAAUGGAGGGGAAAGAAGAUGCCCAGAAAGUGCUAAAAUGUAUGUACUGUGGUCAUUCAUUUGAAUCUCUUCAGGAUUUGAGUGUUCAUAUGAUCAAAACAAAACACUACCAAAAAGUGCCUCUGAAGGAACCUGUUACCCCUGUAGCAGCAAAAAUUAUCCCAGCUACUAGAAAGAAAGCAUCACUGGAGCUUGAACUUCCAAGUUCUCCAGACUCCACAGCUGGGACACCAAAAGCCACAAUCUCAGAUAGUAACGAUGCACUUCAAAAGAAUUCCAAUCCCUACAUUACGCCAAAUAACCGCUAUGGUCACCAGAACGGUGCCAGCUACGCCUGGCACUUUGAAGCAAGGAAAUCUCAGAUUCUGAAGUGCAUGGAAUGUGGAAGUUCGCAUGACACCCUGCAGGAGCUCACAGCUCACAUGAUGGUGACAGGACAUUUUAUUAAAGUCACUAACUCUGCCAUGAAAAAAGGGAAACCAAUUAUAGAAGCCCCAGCCACACCGACAAUAACAUCCUUAGUAGAUGAGAAGGUCCAGUCUGUUCCGCUAGCUGCCACAACCUUUACAUCUCCUUCCAACACACCUUCUAGUGUUUCCCCUAAAUUAAAUGUUGAGAUUAAAAAAGAAGUAGAUAAGGAAAGAGUCAUUACUGAUGACAAAAUGAAAGACAAAGAGAAGUCAAGUGAAGAUGAGGAGAAGUAUGAUAUCUCCUCAAAAUACCAUUACUUGACUGAAAAUGACCUAGAAGAAAGCCCUAAGGGGGGAUUAGAUAUAUUGAAGUCUUUAGAAAACACGGUUACAUCAGCUAUAAACAAAGCCCAGAAUGGCACACCGAGCUGGGGUGGCUACCCCAGCAUUCAUGCUGCCUACCAGCUGCCUAAUAUGAUGAAGCUGUCGUUGGGCUCAUCUGGGAAGAGUACACCUUUAAAACCUAUGUUUGGAAACAAUGAACUAGUAUCACCAACUAAGAACCAGCCCUUAGUGUCGCCACCCAGCAGUCAAACCUCACCCGUGCCAAAAACAAACUUCCAUGCCAUGGAAGAAUUGGUGAAGAAAGUCACUGAGAAGGUGGCUAAAGUGGAGGAGAAGAUGAAAGAGCCCGAAGGAAAGCUGUCUCCACUGAAGCGUGCAACGCCUUCGCCAUGCAGCAGUGAAGUCAGUGAACCCCUUAAGAUGGAGCCCCCCAAUGAUGGUGGCUUUAAAAGCCAGCAGAACAGCCCAGUUCCUCAGAGAGAAGGUUGCAAAGAUAGUCCAACUGUAGAACCUGUGGAAAAUGGGAAAGAACCUGUGAAAUCCAUUGUAGGUUCUUUAAGCAGCAGCACAGCCAUCAUUACUGACCACCCUCCUGAACAGCCAUUUGUAAAUCCAUUAAGUGCACUGCAAUCCGUCAUGAAUAUUCACCUUGGUAAGGCAGCAAAGCCAUCCUUGCCUGCUCUGGACCCAAUGAGCAUGCUUUUUAAAAUGAGCAACAGUUUGGCAGAAAAGGCUGCAGUGGCCACCCCACCUCUACAGUCCAAAAAAUCAGACCACUUAGACCGUUAUUUUUAUCAUGUCAACAAUGACCAACCCAUAGAUUUGACGAAAGGCAAGAGUGACAAAAGCUGCUCUUUGGGUUCAGCGCUUUUGUCAUCCACAUCGACAUCUUCUGCAUCUUCUUCAUCUACAGUGACAACAGCAAAGACAUCUGCAGUCGUGUCAUUCAUGUCAAACUCGCCGCUACGCGAGAAUGCCUUGUCAGAUAUAUCUGAUAUGCUGAAGAACCUGACAGAAAGUCACACAUCAAAAUCUUCCACACCUUCCAGCAUAUCUGAGAAAUCUGACAUUGAUGGUACCACAAUAGAGGAACCAGAAGAGAGUACACCAGCUCAGAAAAGGAAGGGACGUCAGUCUAACUGGAACCCUCAGCACUUGCUCAUAUUGCAGGCCCAGUUUGCAGCCAGUUUACGGCAGACUUCAGAGGGGAAAUACAUCAUGUCAGACUUGAGCCCUCAAGAAAGAAUGCACAUUUCCAGGUUUACGGGACUCUCAAUGACCACAAUUAGCCACUGGCUGGCCAAUGUGAAAUACCAGCUCCGAAGGACGGGGGGAACUAAGUUCCUUAAAAAUUUGGACACUGGGCACCCAGUGUUCUUUUGUAAUGACUGUGCUUCACAGAUCAGAACUCCUUCAACUUAUAUCAGUCAUCUUGAAUCGCAUCUGGGUUUCAGGUUAAGAGACUUGUCCAAACUGUCCAGUGAACAGAUUAACAAUCAGAUAGCACAAGCAAAGUCACCGUCUGAAAAACUGGUGACGUCCUCUCCGGAGGAAGAUAUCGGAACUUCUUAUCAGUGCAAACUUUGUAACAGGACUUUUGCAAGCAAGCAUGCUGUUAAACUUCAUCUUAGUAAAACACAUGGGAAGUCACCAGAGGAUCAUCUUCUGUAUGUUUCGGAGUUAGAGAAGCAGUAG
This is a messenger RNA of Cinclus cinclus, 3192 nucleotides long. RefSeq names its product teashirt zinc finger homeobox 3 (gene TSHZ3). Gene Ontology annotation, molecular function: DNA binding; DNA-binding transcription factor activity, RNA polymerase II-specific. Gene Ontology annotation, cellular component: nucleus. Bases 166 to 3192 code for a protein of 1008 amino acids. The record is from RefSeq and is a predicted model, not a curated record. The transcript has a single exon. Gene Ontology annotation, biological process: regulation of transcription by RNA polymerase II. NCBI's taxonomy places the organism in Eukaryota, Metazoa, Chordata, Aves, Passeriformes, Cinclidae.